Sesamum indicum (sesame) is the source of this 1910-nucleotide messenger RNA. Its product is annotated as 4-coumarate--CoA ligase 1. NCBI's taxonomy places the organism in Eukaryota, Viridiplantae, Streptophyta, Magnoliopsida, Lamiales, Pedaliaceae. Gene Ontology annotation, molecular function: CoA-ligase activity. The record is from RefSeq and is a predicted model, not a curated record.
UGUAUAUUAUUUAUGCGAAAGAGAGAAAACAUCAAGAUACGGUGCUUGUAAAAGAGGACAAACAUUGAAAAUGAAACCAAAUAGUUUUCCCUUCUAAUAAUUGGUAUAGAAGCUCACCGGAGCAAAACAAUACUUCGAAAACACCGCCUCCGGCACUUAUUCCCCGGCUGCGAAUCCGGCGGAAAUGGAGCUUGAGGAACACAUUUUCCGUUCUAAACUUCCGGAUAUCUACAUUCCAAACCAUCUCCCAACGCACGUAUAUUGCUUCGAGAACCUCUCGAAUCACCGCCUGCGGCCAGCUUUAAUCAACGGCCCCACUGGUGAAGUCUUCACCCAUGCUGACGUCGAGCUCACCGCCCGCAGAGUCGCAGUCGGUCUCCACAAUCUCGGCAUCCGCAAAAACCACGUUAUCAUGCUCCUCCUCCACAACUCGCCGGAAUUCGCCUUCGCAUUCCUUGCCUCCUCCUUCGUCGGCGCCGCCGCCACCACAGCGAAUCCACUAUACACCGCCGCAGAAAUCACACUACAAGCAAAGAUAUCCAAGCCAAAACUUAUCAUCACCCACGCAUGCUACGUGGGAAAGGUAGAGCACUUCGCCUUUGAGGAAGGAGCGAAAAUUGUGACAAUCGAUCCUCCGCCGUCUCCGCUGAUCAUCCAUUUAUCUGAACUGACGAGAUCCGACGAGAAAUUACUGCCGGAAGUCGAAAUCCAAGCGGAGGAUAUGCCGGCGCUGCCGUUCUCCUCCGGCACUACCGGAUUCCCCAAGGGAGUGAUGCUGAGUCACAAAAACCUAGUCACGUGCGUCUCACAGCAAGUGGACGGAGAAAACCCUGCAUUCCACCUUGACGUUAAGGAUCUAACGGUGUGCGUUUUGCCGUUGUUCCACGUAUACUCCUUGAUUACUGUGCUGCUCUGUAGCCUGCGAGCAGGUGCCGCCGUACUGAUUUUGCCGAAAUACGAAAUCAAUGCGCUAAUGGAACUAAUUCAGAAGUACCGGGUGACCAUUGCCCCAUUCGUGCCGCCGAUACUGUUGGCCAUCGCUAAGAUCCCGGCGGCAGCGGCCGGCAAGUUCGACCUUUCGUCGGUGAGGAGAGUGACUUGUGGUGCGGCGCCCAUGGAUAAGCAGCUUGAAGGUGCAGUGAAGUGCAAGCUCCCGAAUGCAAUGAUUGGGCAGGGCUACGGGAUGACUGAAGCUGGAGUGUUAACAAUGUGCUUAGGAUUUGCCAAAAGACCAUUCAGAUUCAAACCGGGUUCAUGUGGAACUGUAAUUAGAAAUGCUCGGAUGAAGGUUAUCGACCCUUCAACCGGCGUCUCUCUUCCUCGGAAUCAGACCGGGGAGAUUUGCAUCAGAGGAGACGCUGUCAUGAAAGGUUAUUACAAUGAGCCGGAGGCAACGAAGAGAACAGUGGACAAGGAGGGAUGGUUGCACACGGGCGAUAUUGGGUAUGUGGACGAUGAUGACGAAGUGUUCAUCGUCGACAGGUUGAAGGAAUUGAUCAAGUACAAGGGUUUCCAUAUUGCCCCAGCCGAACUCGAAGCUUUGCUGAUUGCUCACCCCUCUAUAUCUGAUGCUGCUGUUGUCCCUAUGAGGGAUGAGGGUGCUGGAGAAGUUCCAGUUGCAUUUGUAGUUCCAGCAAAUGGUUCAAGUAUCACCCAGCAAGAGGUCAAGCAGUAUAUCUCAAAGCAGGUGGUGUCGUACAAGCGGAUCAAUCGUGUAUUUUUCAUUGAUGAAAUCCCUAAAGCUCCAUCUGGUAAAAUCUUGAGGAAGAAAUUACGGGCUAGGAUUUGAUCUCCACCCCCAAGAAUUCCAGAUAACUGCCGACCGCUUGUUGAGAGUUUGAAGAUGUCAUCUAAUGAAGAUUUGGAUGCUGCAGGGUAGUUUUUUAUGGUUUUAGGUAGUUUCAUGUUCU